AUGCUGCUGCUGCUGCUGCUGCUGCUGCUGCUGCUGGUGUUUGCCGCCGGGUAUCUUUUCUCUAACAAUCGUGACAAGAAUGUUGCCCACCUAGGUAUAUUUGUUACAAUAAGAGCAGUAUGGGGCAUGCACCUCAUUGAAUUCCUACCUCAGCAAUUCAAUCCGGCUGCAUUCCAGUGCAUUCUUCACUCGUUCAUGCCGAUAUAUAUAAUCGUGAUGGUCACAUACCGUGCGCGUAUGAGUGGUGGUGAAAUGAGUGAAACCCUCCGCCGCGUCGAGCUUGACACCGCAACACCUCGUCAUCGUCACAACAACAAACACAUCGAAUUUGUAGACCAAAAGUCUUGGACAAUUGGGACAUCACAACGACACCAAAGCCGAGGAGAGAUCCUUCCAACACAUAUACCUCGCUACAUACACAGACGGUGCUCACCCACUGCCGUUUCCACCCGAAGCAAACCAAUUGUUGACCCGGGCGUCCUUCGAAAUGGCCGAGUCAAGCGAACAAAUCAAACAGGAUGGUACGUGAGAGGUCGCAGACGGCAGCAUGUCGCCUUGGAAUCGGUCGGAUCAAGUGUAUAUCAUUCUGACCAUGAUGGCCAAUCAAAGCGCCGACGUCCGAUCAGAAGAGCGCCGCAGGAGCCACGGACGAGUUAUGGAUGCCCGAAACCGGUACGUCCCCCUCUAUCCAAUCACCUCACGAUCGGCGCGCGAGAGCAUCCUCGCCAUGAAGGCGCUCGAUCGCUCGGGGGAACCACCAAAACGAGACUUCGACCCAGCAGCAAACAUCCCAUCUCCCAACCCGCACCCUUGACCCUGAAGCUCCGAGGAGUCCCCGAACCAGCUCGACUGACCACCGACACGCACACAGUGCUCCGCACCCUGCCCGUGCGACCCGCGACCGGGACCAGCAGCCCGCUCCCCUUCCUGCACCUGCUCGGCCGGCUGAAGACGAACAAGCGCGAGGGGUGGCGGCGGUUCGGGAUCACGGACGGCGAGUCGAUCGCCGACCACAUGUACCGGAUGUCGAUCAUCACGCUGCUCUGCCCGCCCGCGCUCGCCGCCCGCCUGGACCUGGGCCGCUGCACGCGCAUGGCGCUGGUCCACGACAUGGCCGAGAGCCUGGUCGGCGACAUCACGCCCGUGGACGGCGUGCCCAAGGCGGAGAAAUCCCGGCGCGAGGCCGCGACCAUGGACUACCUCUGCGGGGGGCUGCUGGGCGGGGUGGGCGGCGGGAUCGCCGCUGAUGCUGCUGCUGGAGGCGCGUCGACGACGACGGACGCAGACGAGGACGGGGACCAGCGCGGCGGGCCGGGGCGGGCGAUCCGCGCGCUCUGGCAGGAGUACGAGGACUCGCGGACGCUGGAGGCCAAGUUCGUGCACGACGUCGACAAGCUGGAGCUGCUGCUGCAGAUGCUCGAGUACGAGCGCGCGCGGGCCGGCCGCGUGGACCUGUCCGAGUUCGGCUGGGUGGCGGCCAGGAUCGAGCUGCCGGAGGUCCGGGCCUGGGCGGACGAGCUGCUGGCCGACCGGGCGGUGUUCUGGGAGGGGCUGCGCAAGGACGGAGAGGAAGAGGCGGGGGGGGUGGUUGGCGGAGGUGGUGGAGGUGGUGGUGGUGGCGGCUCGUCGAGGCAGCGGUGAAGGGGAUGAGGGCCGAUCGGACGGUCGGGCGGAGAGCGGACGUCGCGGUGGAAGAAUCUAUGGAGAGAUUGUGAGAUUGAGAGGGAGGGCAUGUUUCCUUUUCUAUUAUUGCAUUGGAAUGGGAAUCCAUAGGGAGUCACCCUGGGAUUUCCGAAAUGGUAUCGCCCCAGUCAGGAGAGGCAGGGAGAGGCAGAGAGACGGAGGGUGUGCGCGCCUCUUCUUCUCUUUUCCCCCCAGAAUCAUCCAUGACCACGGCGGCGGACACACACACAUGUUGAUGGAUGAGGAAAUAUAUAUAUAUAUAUUUGUGUGUAUGAUAAUGCUGCUGCCAUGCUGCCACAAUGCCAUCCAGUCA
Dissoconium aciculare CBS 342.82 is the source of this 1996-nucleotide messenger RNA. RefSeq lists its product as uncharacterized. Lineage: Eukaryota; Fungi; Ascomycota; Dothideomycetes; Mycosphaerellales; Dissoconiaceae. Gene Ontology annotation, cellular component: cytoplasm. The record is from RefSeq and is a predicted model, not a curated record. Gene Ontology annotation, molecular function: 5'-deoxynucleotidase activity. The coding region runs from base 1 to 1641 and encodes 546 amino acids. The transcript has 3 exons.